Messenger RNA from Vigna radiata var. radiata (mung bean), 1287 nucleotides. Its product is annotated as enoyl-CoA hydratase 2, peroxisomal. Gene Ontology annotation, cellular component: peroxisome. The transcript has 12 exons. Lineage: Eukaryota; Viridiplantae; Streptophyta; Magnoliopsida; Fabales; Fabaceae. The record is from RefSeq and is a predicted model, not a curated record. Bases 126 to 1052 code for a protein of 308 amino acids.
CACGUCACCGUACAUGUCUAAAUACAUUGUACCAAUGAACGUAACCAAUUUAUUAAUCGCUUACUUUUCUUUCUUCCAUCGAUGUUCUUGUGAAAGAAAUUGUUAGGUCAUUUAAUGUGAGAGAGAUGGCGAAUGCAUCACAGUUCGACCCAGAGCUUGCGAUUUCUCACAAAUUCCCUGAUACUACAUACUCCUAUACCGAAAGGGAUGCAGCACUUUAUGCCUUAGGUGUAGGAGUGUGUUUAUCAGAUGCUGUUGACACUGAUGAGCUUAAAUAUGUUUACAAUGAAAAUGGUCAGGAGUUUAUCAAGGUAUUGCCUACAUUUGCAACUUUGCUUAUACGUAAUUCUGGGGCAAGUAGUUUCAUUCUUCCUGGCUUGGAAUAUGAUCCCCGGCUUCUGCUUCAUGGACAGCAAUACAUAGAAUUAUACAAACCUUUUCCUUCCAGCUGUCAGAUACACAAUAAAAUCAGUCUUGCAGGAUUACAUGAUAAAGGUAAAGCAGCAAUUUUGGAGAUUGAAACAAAAAGCUAUGAGAAAGAUUCUGGUGAUUUAUUAUGCAUGAACAGGACAACUGUCUUUCUACGUGGUGCUGGUGGCUUCUCAAAGUCAUCUAAGCCAUUUUCUUAUACAAACUACCCUUCGAAUCAGACUUCAGCUGUGAAAAUUCCUGAAAGUAUACCAUUUUCGGUGUUUGAGGAUCGUACCCAACCAUCUCAGGCAUUGCUCUAUAGGCUAUCUGGUGACCAUAAUCCUCUGCAUUCAGAUCCCAUCAUUGCGAAGGUUGCCGGAUUCUCGCAGCCAAUAUUGCAUGGACUGUGCACAUUAGGAUUUGCAGUUAGGGCAAUCAUCAAAUGCAUAUGCAGAGGAGAUCAAGAUUUGAUAAAAAGCAUAGCGGGCAGAUUUCUUCUGCAUGUCUACCCUGGUGAAACUCUGGUUACUGAGAUGUGGCUUGAAGGCUUAAGGGUAAUUUAUCGGACUAAGGUGAAAGAGCGCAAGCGAACAGUCCUUUCUGGCUUCGUAGAUCUGCGUGGUUUAACUUCAUCACUGUGAAAGAAUUCAAUUAUGUGUUCAAUAAUAUUGUGUAGGUUCAUAAUACUGGCAGAGGGUUUGCCAUUAAGAAUCUGUCCAAUAAACUAAUGAUGCAUUUUAGACAGAUGAUUAAAAUUUAAAAAUGGGUAUUUAUGUAGAAUAGUAAGGUGUUUUUUGCAUGAACUUAACAUGUAGGUGGAAUUGAUUGAAUAUAAAACAGUUCGUAACUGGAAAUUAGUUGUAAUAUUACCUCUCA